GCAGCCAAGGACCUUGGUGUGCAAAAYAGCUGAAAGCUUCCUUCAGGAUGAGAGCAAGGCAGCUGGUCUGUGGAAUUUGGAGUCUGUGUUUCAUGUUGUGGCUUUUCUGCAUCUUUCUUCACCAAACCACAGCUAAAAGAAAACUGAAGUUUGUGUCUGUAGUAUUUCGCCAUGGUGAUCAUACCCCACAGGAGUAUUUUCCAAUUGAUAAGCACAAAGAAAUUGCAAGACAACUGGGUUAUGGCCAACUUACCAAGCUUGGCAUACAGCAGCAGUAUGAGCUUGGCCAGUACAUGCAGAGGAGAUACUCUCAGUUCCUGAGCGUUGUAUACAAGCAGUGUGAGAUUUAUGUUCAAAGCACUGACUGUGAUCACACACUUAUGAGUGCUCAGGCCAGUCUUGCUGGACWGUACCCACCAACACAGGGCCAGAUUUGGAACUCCAGAAUCCUUUGGCAGCCAAUUCCAGCUCACACAGAGCCACUGUCACAUGAUAAUUUGCUAUACCUACCUUUCUCACACUGCCCAAAAUACAAUCAGCUUCUGAGAGAAACCUUCGCAACAAGGGAUUUCCGUAGGCAAUUCAAGCACUACAACCCAUUUCUGGAGUUUUUAGCCACUCAUACAGGAUACCCAUUGAAGAAGCUUAACACGGAAAGAAUUUGGAAGCUCUCCRACACUUUACAAUAUGAGGAUAUUAACAAUUACAGUUUACCUGUUGUUUGGGCUACUCACAGAGUCAGGACCAAGYUGAUAAAGCUUUCAGAAUUGUUAUUGCAGGCGGAAUUUGGGCUCCACAAACAAAUACAAAAGUCACGUUUGAAGGGAGGUAUUCUUUUAAAAACUAUUCUAAAGCAUAUCUCAGAUGCUAGAAAGCCUUCACACCAUAAAAAAAUGGUUAUGUWUUCUGCGCAUGCAGCCACCRUUGCUGCCUUGCAGGUGGCACUCAAUGUCUUCAAUGGGAAAUUUCCCCCUUACAGUGCCUGCCAUUUUUUUGAACUUUACCAGGAAAAAAAUGGGCAAUACACCAUAGAAAUGUACUAUYGGAAUAAUUCUUUGAGGGAGCCUCACCCCCUCACUCUCCCUGGCUGCAAAUUCCGCUGUCCCCUGGAGAGAUUUACUCAGCUGGUCUCUCCCAUCCUCGUACACUAUUGGUCAAGAGAAUGMAGAAUGUAGGACAUCAGA
This is a messenger RNA of Malurus melanocephalus (red-backed fairy wren), 1184 nucleotides long. Its product is annotated as prostatic acid phosphatase-like. The record is from RefSeq and is a predicted model, not a curated record. The transcript is spliced from 10 exons. The coding region runs from base 48 to 1175 and encodes 375 amino acids. Lineage: Eukaryota; Metazoa; Chordata; Aves; Passeriformes; Maluridae. Gene Ontology annotation, biological process: dephosphorylation; lysosome organization. Gene Ontology annotation, cellular component: plasma membrane; lysosome. Gene Ontology annotation, molecular function: acid phosphatase activity.